Molecule: messenger RNA, 1254 nt
Organism: Penicillium coprophilum
Lineage: Eukaryota; Fungi; Ascomycota; Eurotiomycetes; Eurotiales; Aspergillaceae
Product: Major facilitator superfamily domain general substrate transporter
Exons: 1
Coding region: 1-1254 (417 amino acids)
Source: RefSeq, a predicted model, not a curated record
AUGAAUGGUUUGGGUGUGGGCGGAUCCCAGAGCCCAGAUUUGGUCAACACGGCCAACGCCUUACUAUACGCAUUGAUGACAGUGACCUGUUUCGCAGGUCCAUUUAUCACAAACGCGAUCGGUUUUCGCUGGACCCUGACCCUGGGUUCACUUGGAUACCCACUUUACGCAGCGGGUUUGUAUCUGAACAAUCGCACUGGCGCAACAUGGCUUGUCUAUCUCGGUUGUGUCACUUGCGGCAUCAGCGCUGGAUUCUUUUGGAGUGUUGAGGGCGCUGUAGCGACGGGGUAUCCGGAGCAACACAAGCGUGGUCGCUACAUUGCCACCUGGUUCACGUUCCGCAAUUUUGGAAACAUUAUCGGUGGUGCCGUAUCUUUGGCGAUCAACCACAGCGUCAAUCACCGCGGCCAGGUCGGAUACCAGACAUAUCUCGCGUUUAUCGCCAUCCAAUGUCUCGGACUAGUCAUUGGGCCCCUCUUAUCAAACCCCGAAAAAGUGCAAAGAGACGAUGGAACGCGUAUUGAGGCCCCCCGUGGCAUCCACUGGCGGAAAGAGCUCGAGGUGAUGUGGCGGCUGGCAAGGAGUAGAUCAAUCUUGCUCCUUGUCCCGCUAUUCUGGUAUUUUGGGUGGAUCCAGGCAUAUCCUGGUACUUAUCUUGCGACCUACUUCACCGUUCGCGCUCGCGCACUCGGAAGCUUCAUGUCGGCAGUGGUGGGAACUCUGGCGACUUGGUUGGGUGGGUCGUUAGUGGAUCUUCCUUGGUUGAAAAAUCGAAAGCAUAGAGCAAUUGUCACAUUCAUCUUGAUUGCGCUCAUGAACAGUGCGACGUGGAUCUGGGCGGUCAUUAUACAGAACGAAUAUCGACACACCAACCCUGUGUUGGACUGGGGGGAUCAGCGGACUUUCGGUCGUGGCUUCGGCCUGUAUCUCUUUGAGCGUAUCAGUCUGGGCUUGGUCGAAAAUUAUAUUUACUGGUGUAUCGGAAACUUGUCGGAUUCACCGGGUGACCAAAUUCGAUACAGCUCAUUGCUUCGGGGGAUCGAAACCGCUGCGGUUGCAGUUGGAUUUGGCGUUCAGGCCGUGCCGACAGUGUUGAUUGCAACGGCGAGUAUUAAUCUCGGCUUGUGGUUCAUCGUCUUGCCUUUCAGUUAUUAUGCCACUCUUCAAGUCGUUCGAAAGUUCGAGUUGUUGGAGAAAAGAAAGCAGAGUCCUGGUGGAAGUGACAUAGUGGCCGAACAGGUGGCUGAACGAUGA